AUGAAGGGAGGCAAGGAGGCGGUGAGCCUUCCUACCCUCCCUCUCUCCCAGCUGAGAAGAGCCGAGGAGGUGACUCGCUCAGCGCCGAUAGGAGCAGCAAGAGAUGAGCACACGGCCAUAUUUGUCCAGCACUUGACCAGGGCGCUGUCGGAGACCAGAGAUGUACUCCUGGCGGAGGAGAUCAAGUUCUGUCUCGCGUUCUGCGACUUCUGCAUCAGGAAGCCAGUGGGUGAGCUGAGGUACACGUGCUCGCUGUGGAAAGAGAAGGACAACCUCCAAGGGUACAACCCGUCCUUCACUCGCAAGCUGAAAACGCAAUACCCUGACGCCGUCACCCCUCGAGACAAGCAGCAGGCUUACCCCUUCGAGCUGCUCUGGCAGGAAGGAUGCGAGGUGCUGGGGAUCAGGAGCGACAGGAACCAGGAAAGCAAACCAAGUGCUGCUGUCGGGCAAUCGAAAGAUGAUCACUUCCGACAAGACAAGACAACUCGAGCUCGCAGAGAGAGAUAUGAAGCUCCAGCAACUGCACGCUCAGUACACAGUUGCUUGUUCGAGCUUCGAACGCCUCGGAAAGGUGACGACGUGGACUGGAAGGCUCUCCCAGCAAGGAAGAUCAUCUUCUUCAACCCUCCGUAUCGCAGCCUGGACGAUGCAAGGGGGAUAAGCUUGACGGAGGACGAAGGAAUACAUACCCUCUCCCUCUUCUUCCGCAGCCUCAGGAGCUUCCUGAAGCUGCAGAACUUUCAUUGCGAGGACGCGCUCUCAUACGAGGAAGCGAGACAGUCUUGCUUCCUUGAGCUGCAGCAAGCCGUCAGUGAUGUCUGGCAUUUCAUGCAGAAGAAAAGCAUCAGAGCAAGACAGGAGGAUCCAGACAGGGUUCUCCCGCACCCUCAACUUCAUUCCCCUCAAACUUGGAUCAUCCUGAACAGCAGGACGAAGUUGGCAAGGACGGCGGAGAGGAAAGGAGGGCAUACCGGUGCGAUCAUACCACAGAGGAGCUCGACGGUGUUUGCGCAUGAGCAGCUCACGCAAGUUCUCCAUGCGAGGGGACGAGCAGCGUUGAACUUCGCUGGCACAAGGCUGAGAUCCAGCGCUACAAGGACGAGAUCCACGAGGGAGCUGCUGCUGGAGACCAGUCUGACUGACGGCAGGGAAGGGUCAGAGCUCGCUCCACUCUCCCCGCAGCUUUCAGCCGUCAAGAAGGUCGCGGAAAGCGACGACGACAGCGAUGAUUCGCCGCGGGGAGGGAGGAAGGACAGCACAGAGCAAGAGCAGCCAGCAAGACUCUCGUCUCCUCUCCUCAGAUGCGAGGCCGUGAGCUUCAGACCCAGAAAGGAGCUGCUGAGGGUGGGGGGGCAGGCAUGGAAGGAGAAGACAAAGAUCGUGUCCAAGGCAAUCUUCUCACAGUUCGGCGUGUCUUUGAACAGAUGCUUUUUGUCGUGGAAGACGCUCUGCAGGGUGUCGUCGUACAAGCGGAAAGUGGUGAUGCGAUCGAAAGUUUUUGAUGAUGAUGAUGGUGAUGUCGACGACGACAACAUCAACAACGAUGAUGAUGACGACGAUGAUGAUGAUAACGAUCUUGUUCUUCUUGUUCUUCUUCUUGUUGUACUUCUUGUUGAUUUUGAUAAUGACAACUUAUUCUAUGAGAAGAUCGAAGUCGACGAUGAUGUCUUGGAGGCUGCAGAAUCGUUUGUCUUCUUUGAUGCGGACGGAUCGUAUCAAGUCUCUUUCGUCGAGCUGAAGAGAGGGCUGUACAGGAUGAACUUACACGAGAUAUGGAGAUGCGAGAUGUCGGAGUGUUGCAAGUGGAAUUGUCGGACCUGCUACGGCAACGAUGAGGAGAACAAGAAGUCAGAGCAUUCGUACUUGAUCAUGGACGAUAUGCUGCUCCUGGCAAUUAUGAGAAGCGCAGACAUGUGCCUCACAGAUGGGAAUCUUGACUUCAAGGAGUUUGGAGAUUUCUUCGACUUUGCUCUGAUUGAUACGCCCGUCAAGGAGAGGAAGGUCAAGAUCGCGCAGCUGAGAAAUUCGAAUGCGGCGGAAAAGACCCUUUCAGAGAUGUCAGUCAAGAUUCGUACGCAAGAAGACAUUAUUCUGUCGCUCCUUGAGGACAGCGCUCUCCAUCUUGUCCUUCAGCCCGGCAUCCUCCACCUUAGGGGGUACAAGUUGAAAGAGGUCGACGAGGAGGGAGACAACGUCAUGGACGUACUGGAGGACACACUCAGGGUCUUGUUGAGUCUUGACAACGACGAGAGGUACUUGCUUCUCAAUUCGGAGGUCCCCCCGCCGUUCUGCUACCCUGUGUGA
Molecule: messenger RNA, 2307 nt
Organism: Guillardia theta CCMP2712
Lineage: Eukaryota; Cryptophyceae; Pyrenomonadales; Geminigeraceae
Exons: 22
Coding region: 1-2307 (768 amino acids)
Molecular function (GO): calcium ion binding
Source: RefSeq, a predicted model, not a curated record